Messenger RNA from Acytostelium subglobosum LB1, 1395 nucleotides. RefSeq lists its product as hypothetical. The coding region runs from base 1 to 1395 and encodes 464 amino acids. The transcript has 5 exons. Lineage: Eukaryota; Evosea; Eumycetozoa; Acytosteliales; Acytosteliaceae. The record is from RefSeq and is a predicted model, not a curated record.
AUGGUAGUUGAAACAUCAGUGUUGGAGAUUGAUCGAUUGGGUGAUGUAGCGACGUACACAACUUCAUUAGUCAACAAUAACAACAACGCUCAAUCCCAGGUCAGUCAAGAUGACUUGAGCUUCAACUUUAGCUUUGUCCAAAGCAAUAGCAGUCAACAGAAACAGCAGCCCAAUACCAAUGUUAACAAUGGCGUGACUCAACAAACACCAUUGUAUCGACUGAAGAUUGGUGACCAGAAGUCAUCAAUUGAUCACUAUCUUCAUCCAAAAUACAACAUCUUGCUUGAGUUGGCAGACCCUAUGAUCAAACCAGAGACCAAGUUGCAAAUGACAAAUAUCAUCACAACAUAUCCAAUGAAUCCCUUUGAUAGGUCUUAUGGCAAGCUGGUCACACUUCCAACUGAGAACAUUGGUGUCAUCCUCAAAUCAGGGACGGCGAUUCCAGAUCUUUAUCAGUUUGGUCACAUUAAUGGCACUUUGUCACAUCCAACUCUGACAUCUUGGUUACAACUACGUGUGACCUCUAUUGAUGCACAUCCAACCAAAGUAACCGACGAGAUCAAAUGGAACAAUCAACUACCACAUGACAGACACUUUGAGUACUUCCUCAAGCAAUGUGUAUACCUUGUGGCGGUGGACAAUACUCAACAACAAAAACAACAGCAGCAGAUCAAGAUAGUCUUUUGGGAUAUGAUGUGCAAGUCGACCAAUCUAUUCCAACCGGAUGAUAUACUACUCAUACAUGGACUAUUCUACAAUCAAAGGUUAUCAACUGAAUUGCUACGAGUGUUUGAGGCGACAUCCACAACGGUCAUAUGCACCAUACUACCUGCUGUCAAGGAUUGUAACAUGACAGAGAGUCAACUACAAGAUACAGAAGAUCGCGAUAUGAGUGACUACCCCGACAGAGUCAAGAUCAAUCAAUUGGAGAGUGGCAUGCAUAGUGUAUCCCUAGUGGCCAGGAUAGUCCAUGUUGGAAAGAUAAAAUUGAAUGAGCAAGGUAUCAAUAGUCUGCCAUUGUUACUUAGUGAUUCAGAUGGACAAACGAUCACAUUGGUCUUGAGUGCAGGAUUGACAAGGUCAACGUCAAACUAUCGUGUUGGCCAGCUAUGUUUCUUUUCCAAUCUAUUUGUGGCUUCAGAAGUAGACAAGAAGAAGCGACUCUAUGGUGAUGAUGAGAAGAAGUCCAAAGUUCAUCCAAUCAGCACAUUGAUUGGAAUACUCAACUCUAGAUUCCUAUAUAGACCCAUUCAAUCAUUAUCACAACAAAAGGAUUGGGACAACACUGUUGUAUCCGUGGAGAUUGUUGACUUGGUACUCUACGAUGAGCAACGUCAGAAUCCAUUGUUUGCAUUCCUCAUGUCAGAGACUACUUGCACCGAGCAAGACAAAUAA